Molecule: messenger RNA, 543 nt
Organism: Guillardia theta CCMP2712
Lineage: Eukaryota; Cryptophyceae; Pyrenomonadales; Geminigeraceae
Exons: 1
Coding region: 1-543 (180 amino acids)
Source: RefSeq, a predicted model, not a curated record
AUGGCCGCGGGACCAUGGAAUGAGAACCAUGCGCUGCUGGCGCUUCGGCUUCGCCUCUCAGCGCUAGGCCUCAUCCUUCUCUCCUUUGUAGCCUACUCCUUCCCGCAGCUCAUUGGGGGGAAGAAGCGACACUGGCAUGCGCUGAUCCCGGGCGUUCUCGGCGUCCUGUUCUUGCCCUGCUCAUUCGGGGUUCAGAAGGAGAGCACAAGAAAGAUAGCGGCUCAUGUAGCUGUCCUCGUCGCGGUGAGAAACUUCUCCAUCAUGAUCAUCAUUGCCCAUGCUCUCCUCCCACUUAGCAAGCUUGUGACUUGUUCCUUCUAUUCGUCUUCUCAUUUUUUUUACGUCUUCUUGCUGCGACAGUUGGUUGGCGUGUUCGGGGGCAUCAAUGGUCUGUUCAAGCUCAUGCGUGUGGCCAUGGGGGAGGAGAUGGAUAAGCUCGAUGCGAUCUACCUGCAAGCGGGCAUGUCGCUCAUUUGUACACAGUUCUUGACAUUUGCAAUUAGAUGGUUCAUGGAGAACAGAAAGAAGAAAGUUCAGAAAUGA